AUGGAUUUUAUGCUUUGUUUGUAUUCUCAAGCUUUGCUUGUGACAGAGAUCACUUCUUCUUCUUCUUCCUCCUUCACAUGCAACAGAAACAGAUCUUCAAGCGGAACUUUUGAUCUAGAGAGAGAAAUAGAUCUGCUGGUUCCACUAGAAUCUGACCUUGAAGCCUCGGCCGCCCAUGAAGAAAAUAGCUUGAUCCGGUCGUUGGAGACAACGCCGCAUCAAGCAACCACCACGACAAUAUUCUCUAGACUUAAGCACGCCAUCCCCACCUAUUGGCUGGCCGGAUUAGCCACCAAAGGAGGACGAUUCGAUAUUGGCCUCGCAAGCUCUUCCCUUGCAAACUCAUUUACCCAGGUUGAGUUUUUCUCGUGUGGUUCUUGUUGGUUAAGGUUCUUCAGUGGAGAACUUUGUGCUCGAGAAUUUGUGAUUUCUCGUGAGAUGGAGAAUGAUCCAAAUCUCACGGAUGAGAGUGCAGAUGAUGACACUUCCGAAUUUGAGGAUGGUUCAGAGGAGGAUGGGCCUAACUUGUUUAUGGAUAAGAAUGAGUCUGAGUAUGCGGACUCGGACUAUCUUGUCACUCCUGAGAAUUCAAGUGAUGAAGCUCCAAAGAAGCCCAAGUUUCCUCAAUUCAAUGCCAAUGUGGAUCUUCAGGGAGACAUUACAUUGGUGAUUGGACAAAUUUUUGCUGAUCAUGUGCUGUUCAGAAAAGCACUAAAAGAAUUCUCAAUCCAACAUGGUUUUGAUUACAUUUUCAUGAAGAAUGAUAAAUGGAGGGUAACGGCAAUAUGUGCUAGGCAUUAUGGGUGGAGGAUUCAUGCAUCACCAACUCAAGACAAAGCUACCUUCCAAAUCAAGAGUUUUAAUGCAGUACAUAACUGUGGUAAGCAUGAUUUUAGCUCUAGGGUUGAUGCUAAGUGGUUGGCACAUAAGUAUUUGGACCAUUUGAGGGAUGCACCUGAUUGGGAUGUGGUUGCAUUUAAGAAGCAAGUCCAUAGAGACCACAACAUUGAUGUUUCAAAAGGACAGUGUUAUAGGGCUAAGAGAAUUGCCUAUAAUAUCCUACAAGGCACACAUGUUGAACAAUAUAGACAGCUCUGGGAUUAUUGUGCUGCUGUGUUGAAAUGCAAUUCAGGAUCCACAUUGGCUGUCUCGUGCCCAAACUCUAUUUUUGAGAAUUUUUAUGUGUGCUUGGAAGCUUGCAAGAAGGGAUUCAAGGCUGGAUACAGACCUUUGAUUUGUUUAGAUGGUUGCCAUCUAAAAACUAAGUAUGGCGGGCAUAUAUUAGCUGCAGUGGGAAAGGAUGCAAACGACAAUAUGUACCCAAUUGCAUAUGUUGUGGUUCAGAGUGAGUGCAGAGCCUCCUGGACAUGGUUCCUAACUCUUCUACAGGACGACAUUGGCAAUGCACAUGAUAAUGGGUUGAUUGAGACUUUUGAGCAUGAAUUCCCUGGUGUACAUCACAGAUUUUGUGUGAGGCACUUGUAUGCCAAUUUCAAGAAGAGAUGGAAUUUGAAGACACUAAAGGAUUAUUUUUUUGUGGCUGCUGGUGCAACAACUCAGAGAAGAUUCAGUUAUUGGAUGGAGGAGAUCAAAAAGAUUGACAUCCAAGCUUUCCAUUGGAUAAACCAGCAUGAUCCUAUUCUAUGGUCCAAGCAUGCUUUUAAUCCAAAUGUGAAGUGUGACAUCAUAGUAAACAACAUUGCUAAAACAUUCAACAACUGA
This is a messenger RNA of Tripterygium wilfordii, 1722 nucleotides long. RefSeq lists its product as uncharacterized. Bases 1 to 1722 code for a protein of 573 amino acids. Lineage: Eukaryota; Viridiplantae; Streptophyta; Magnoliopsida; Celastrales; Celastraceae. The record is from RefSeq and is a predicted model, not a curated record. The transcript is spliced from 7 exons.